AUGGCUCAUCAUGGGCACUACCGACAUGCCCGGAUCAGCAGGCUUAUCAGAGCCCGACAUCGCCUGGAGGCUCGUGGGGGAGACACUGCAAACGAUUCCACUCUGCUGGGCGAUGUAGCUCCAGUACCCAAACCUACUCCCGACAAUCUGUCGAGCGAACCCUGCGAUGCGUCACAAAACAACACGUGUGUCAACGACACAUCGGAUGCCUCCGAUGUGUCACUGUCCAAGCGCGAGGAGCCCGAUCCGGCUCACAGCAUUGUCGUCCAAACAAUCGUGCAAGUCGUCGACACCGACUCCCACACCCUCUGGCAGUCCCCCGCCACGGAUCUACCUAUGACAAUAUCGGAUUCGGCAUUCGGCGCUCUCACAAUUUCUGGCAGCUUGGCUUUCCCUGCGGAGGUACCGUCAGCCACGCCAGUGUCGAACUUGCCUUCCUCCCACCCUAAAGUAUUGCCAUCCAAUCCGAAUCCGUCACAACCCGGCCCUCCGUUAUCAAAAGCUCUUUCAGCGGUCAAGUCCCCGGGAGUGACUUCUACUCCUCUCAAGUCCUCAAGUGCCACUUCUUCGGUGACAUCGACUUCUUCUGUGCCUAGCUCCUCGUCUAGUUCCAGUUCCGUGUCCAGGUUUUCUUCCAGUACAUCAUCUCCAUCUUCGAGUGGGUUCUGGGGCUCAGAACAAACCGGCACUGCGACUGGAAGCGGGAGUACGUCUACAAACGACUCAGGGAAUUCUUCCGGAUCAGACUCGUCCAACAACAGUGCCACCCCCAAAAUUGUAGGUGGUGUGGUAGGAAGUGUGGCCGGGAUUGCUAUGAUCAUUCUUCUUCUUUUAUUUCUUCUCCGUCGACGCGGGUUCUUCCAGCGCAAGGACCCGCAGACCCUUCCCUCUGAGGAUGCCGCGGCUGGCACGCGAGCAAUGACCGAACGACGCUCCAGUCGCGACCCGCUCUUCCGGGCAUCGUACUUUGGCCCCGCCUUCGCGAAGCGCUGGCGCCACUCAACGCAGACCACGCAGACCGAGAGCACCGUCGACUCCUCCAAUCCGAGCGAACGUGGCUUCCAAAAGAUCUCGGGCCGCAAACUGCCUCCAGUUCUCACCCACGGCGGCGAUGGCUACGGCGGCGGGCUCGACGGCGAUUCUCCCACCAUCCCUGAAUCGCUCGGUGGCUUGGCUGCUCCAUCCUCGCCAGGUGGAGGCCCGCGAUCCCCUCCCUCGUAUCCUGCGCCCCCGACUUCGCCCUAUGGCCGGCCCCUGGACUCCAACUAUACCCGGGAGAGCGCAGAGAACCCAGCGUCGCCUCCACGGCCUUCGCCCGUGCACCUUCCUAUUUCCAGCUCGGUGACCGUCGCCACCCCAGUCACCGUCACGCCGUCGCAUCCCGUGGCGGAGCCGCAGAGUGUGGUUCCUCUCGUGCCACGACGACCCGACGGGCUGGGCCGCAGCUUUCCCAGCAUGAAUGGCAGCCGCGGCAGCCGUUUUCGAGAAAGCCUGGAUCUGUGA
Molecule: messenger RNA, 1503 nt
Organism: Penicillium alfredii
Lineage: Eukaryota; Fungi; Ascomycota; Eurotiomycetes; Eurotiales; Aspergillaceae
Exons: 1
Coding region: 1-1503 (500 amino acids)
Source: RefSeq, a predicted model, not a curated record